GUCGAACGUGAACGAUUUUUUAACCGUGCUGGUUCAACAGCGAGACGCGUCUGGCGGUGCGCAAAGUAACUCGAUCGCACAAACGGCGAGUCAAUCGAUUUCUUCCGAUUCGGACUCGAUCGAGGAAGACGGGGAAGAAGACGACAAAACGGAGGCAAACGAGACGCAGACUAACCCCAAAAAAUAGCGCGGCAUUUUUAUCGGAUCCGCCGUGCUCCGUGAUGACAGAUGGCUAGAACGCGAUAACACUCGUUCCUCUACGCGAGAUCGAUAGCCGUUAAACGACGACGGACGUAGCGGCGGACGCAGCCUGCCAAGGUCGAAGCACAACCUGCUGGAACAUGUCUACUACAUUGUCAAACGAAGCUCAACUACGUUACAUGAUAGAAUGGUUUCAAGAAUGGUCCGAAAUGCAGCGGAAUGAUUUUUUGAGUGUGUUGUUGGAGAAUUGUGGUCCUUCAGGGCUUGUGAAUGGACUAGUCGCUGGAAUGGAAAAGUUGGGUUGUGAAGGAUCUGAUAGACCACCAAGCUUGUUUCAGUGUCGCGUUAAGCUCUUUAGAGAGUGGAGUAGCAAUUGGUCACAACGUGAAAAAGAUUCUUUGUUAACAGCUAUUAAGAAUACAGAUAGUAAGUUUGCUGAAAAGUAUGAAGAAAGAUUAUCAGCAUUGGCAGAAGAUAAACAGUAACAAGCAAGCAUCUCAUAUUUUACAACUUAUUCCAUAGACAUAGCAUUUCUAGUUUCUUUUUAAAUUAUGACAAAUUUGGGGCAAGUUUAUCUUUUUAUAUUUAUAUAUUUAUUUCUUAUAUAUACACACACACACACACACACACACACAAGUUAUUUAACUUGAAAGUGUCAUAAAUAAAAUUUUGAUGUUGAUAAUCACAUAUCAAAUUAUCUCCACUAUUUUAUACAUUCUUUGUUACUAAAAUAUAGUUUGUGCCACUUUCAAGAUUAAAAAAUUCUUUCUAAUUUUAAUUGACAUAAAAUAUUUUUAAAAAUUUUCAAUUACUAUGAAAUAGAUACAUGUUAAAACUAAUAAAUUGAAAUUGCUUAAAGUAAAAAGUAAAUGUAUAAAUAUUUCUAAAAAUUUUGUUUUCCCAUUUUUAUUGAUGUGGAAAAUGUAGCUCUUUUAUUAUAUACAUUCCUUUAUCUUUGCAUUUCAUAUGUUUAAUAUUUCAUCUAAACAUUGUCAUUACGGUCAAGUCUUAUCUAUAUUAUAUAUUAUAUAUAACUAAAGUUAUGAAACUUUAUAUGCGUAUAUAUGUAUAACA
Pogonomyrmex barbatus (red harvester ant) is the source of this 1275-nucleotide messenger RNA. RefSeq lists its product as uncharacterized. The record is from RefSeq and is a predicted model, not a curated record. NCBI's taxonomy places the organism in Eukaryota, Metazoa, Arthropoda, Insecta, Hymenoptera, Formicidae.